Molecule: messenger RNA, 6332 nt
Organism: Malaya genurostris
Lineage: Eukaryota; Metazoa; Arthropoda; Insecta; Diptera; Culicidae
Gene: ptc
Product: protein patched
Exons: 7
Coding region: 1036-4770 (1244 amino acids)
Biological process (GO): smoothened signaling pathway
Cellular component (GO): plasma membrane
Molecular function (GO): smoothened binding; hedgehog receptor activity; hedgehog family protein binding
Source: RefSeq, a predicted model, not a curated record
AUCGCGAAGUGCGGACGCAAAGUCGAGUGCGAUCCUCGAGACUGCCACCAGCAGAAGAAAUACCACCCAAGUGGAGAGAGCAACUCGUACUCUAGUGUAGAACACCGAACCGACCACUGCUACGGGCUAAAGCUCUUGUUUGUCGUGCGAAUUGUUGGUAACUUUCGUGAGAUUCUUUGGCUUUGAUUGGUUUCGAUCAGGAUCAACUGGUGAUCGAAUGUGUUUAGCCUGGAAGUGAUUCUGUUUAUUUUUGUUCGGAUUCACACAAAAAAAUAACAAAUAACAAUUCAACAGUUGUGUGGUGUUUGCUUGCCAAUACUGUGUGGUAACGCAACCGUGCUUUCAAUUGAUGUUGGCCAGUUUGAACGCCUUCCCUUAUCAUACACGGAUUAAGAGCACUGAAGUAGGAAGAAAAAUGAUAAUGCUAUGAUCUGUAAUUUUGGCACAGUGAUCUAACAGUGUAGGUCUCAUUUUCUGGACAGGCUCAAUAGAGCCCUAUCUAAGGAACGAUUUGUUUCGUAGAAUUCUGCGAGACCAGAUGCUGAUCGAUGUUUUUUUUUUCUGAAGAAAAACAAACCCAACUCAGGCAGUGUGAAAUGAUAAAUAACGAAGGGCGGAAAGAAGCUUGCAGUGGAAGAGUGUAAAAAUCUAUGUGACGAAGGGAAAAUAUCCAAACUAGAUAUAAUGUUAAAACCGGAGUGUGUGGGAGUUUCAGUUCGAUAUUUUCUCAUCUACUGAUCUAUGCUAGCGUCGUUAGAAAGAGGAUAAUGAUCAGUAGAAGCGGCCCGUAGCCUCGACAUGUUUAUGAUAAUCGUGAAAAGAGAAGCUUAGGUAAAUGAAGGAAAAAAACCGAGAGUGACAAAACUCCUGUAGAAGAUGGAGAAUCCGAUCGAUCGAAUGUAGUUAAGUAAAAAAAAUCGAAAAAAAUAUUUUGAAAGUGAACCAUCGUACCAAUUUUGUAUAUCACCCAAGAGUACAGAGCCGGAAGAUCAAACAACGAAAGAAUAGUGUAAUCGUGAAAAAAAAUAAACAAACAUGGUAGUGCCCACGAUGGAUAGCCUACCACGAGUACCUGACACCCACGGGGAUACCGUGGACGAAAAAGUCUUCUCCGACCUCUACAUUAGGACUAGCUGGUUCGAUGCCUCGAUCGCAUUGGAUCAAAUCGAAAAGGGUAAAGCGCGGGGGAGGCGGUCAGCGGUCUACAUGAGAUCCCUGUUUCAGUCUCAUCUUCACAAUCUCGGAUGUUCGAUACAGAAACAUGCGGGCAAAGUUUUAUUUGUGGCAAUACUAGUUCUUAGCACGUUUUGUGUGGGCCUCAAAUCCGCGACGGUACACUCAAAGGUGCACCAGCUGUGGAUACAGGAAGGCGGAACGUUAGAACAUGAGUUAGCAUACACGCAAAAAUCACUCGGCGAAAUGGAUUCCUCGACGCAUCAGCUGCUGAUACAGACUCCCAAGGACAUGGAAGCUUCGAUCCUACAUCCGAACUCAUUGCUGACGCAUCUGGAAGUUGUAAAACAAGCGAUAUCAAUCCGAGUGCAUAUGUAUGACAUCGAAUGGAGUUUGAAGGACAUGUGCUACUCACCCAACAUUCCGAACUUUGACACGCAUUUCAUCGAGCAAAUUUUCGAGAAUAUCAUCCCAUGUGCGAUCAUAACUCCGCUGGAUUGUUUUUGGGAGGGCAGUAAGUUGCUUGGACCAGAAUACCCAGUUGUAAUUCCGCAUCUGGCGAGUAAAGUUCAGUGGACAUCCCUGAAUCCCCAAAACUUGUUGAAGGACAUCAAAGCUCAGAACUAUCAGUUUCCGUUCGAUACUCUGGAACAGUAUAUGAAGCGAGCAGGAAUCGGAACUGGCUACACGGAGAAACCGUGUCUGAAUCCGAAGGAUAAACAGUGCCCGGAAACGGCACCGAAUAAGAAAUCACAACAAGUACCGGAUGUAGCAGCAAGCUUAACGGGAGGUUGCUACGGUUUUGCUGCUAAGUACAUGCACUGGCCCGAGGAACUGAUCGUUGGAGGUGCAACUCGCAAUCGAUCACAACACUUGAAAACCGCCAAAGCACUACAAACGGUGAUCCAAUUGAUGGGAGAACGGGAAAUGUACGAAUAUUGGAAUAACCACUACAAAGUGCAUCACAUCGGCUGGAAUCCGCAGAAGGCUGCCGAAGUGUUGAACGCAUGGCAGAAGAAAUUCUCUGCUGAGGUAAACAAAAUUAUGCAAACGGAAGUCAAACCACUGUCCUAUUACGAAGUGUUUGCAUUUUCAUCGGCUGCCCUGGAUGACAUUCUCGGCAAGUACUCCAACCCGAAUCCGGCCAGUUUGGGUAUCGGUGUUGCUGUCAUCGUCGUGUACUCCGCAUUGGCCCUGCUGAGAUGGAAGGAUCCUGUGAACGGUCAAAGUGGUGUCGGAGUGGCGGGUGUUUUGCUGAUUGGCGUAACUACUGCAGCCGGAUUAGGUUUCUGUGCUCUGCUUGGAAUCGCUUUCAAUGCCUCCACAACUCAGGUGAUUCCGUUUUUGGCCCUUGGGCUUGGCGUCGAUCAUAUAUUCGUGUUGACGCAUGCCUACGCGGAACGUGACAACAACGAACAGACUGGACAGGUUCUCAAAAAAGCCGGUUUAAGUGUGCUCUUCAGUGGCGCUUCGACUGCCGGUUCCUUCUUCGCCGCUUCGUUAAUCCCCGUUCCGGCACUGCGCGUAUUCUGUUUCCAAGGAGCGGUGCUUUUGGUAUUCAAUUUAGCAGCCGUUUUGCUCGUUUUUCCUGCUAUGAUAUCGCUAGAUCUGCGUAGAAGACGAGCCGGACGAGCGGACAUUCUUUGUUGCUGUCUGCCAACACUGCCAACUGUCAAUCAGGAUUUAAAACAUCGCCAACAGGUUCCACCCAAUCAAGAUGAUUCACUAAUCGAUUGUCCGGCAAAAUCAUGCUUUAGUUUCUCCAUUUCCAAGUUUGCCGUGAAACAUUACGCUCCAUUCAUUUCCAAGAGCUCGGUGAAAGUACUCGCUAUGCUAGUCCUGACUGGCGCCCUAGGAGUGUCGCUGUUCGCAUCGAUGAAACUGCCCGAUGGACUAGAAUUGACUGAUCUAGUUCCACAAAACACGAACGAGCACAAAUUUCUGAGCGUUCAAGGAAAAUUGUUUGGAUUCUACAGUAUGUUCGCCGUGACGCAAGGCGACUUUGAAUAUCCAACGAAUCAAAAGUUGCUUCACGAGUACCAUGAAGCAUUUGUUCGAGUAUCGCACGUAAUCAAAAACGACAACGGAGGGUUGCCCGACUUUUGGCUCAGUUUGUUCCGUGACUGGUUGAUUAAUCUACAGAAAGCAUUCGACCGGGACUACCGGGAAGGCAGAAUAACUCAGGAGCGGUGGUUCGCAAACGCAAGCGACGAGGCCAUUCUCGCCUACAAGCUACUGGUGCAAACCGGUCACGUUGAUAAUCCCAUCGAUAAGAGCUUAGUAACACAAAUCCGACUAGUUGAUUCCGAGGGAGUUAUCAAUCCGAGAGCAUUCUACAACUAUCUGUCGGCUUGGGCAUGGAACGAUGGUCUAGCGUAUGGUGCAUCACAAGGAAAUCUACGUCCUGAACCGCGCGAAUGGUUCCAUUCACCGAGUGACUUUGAGUUGAAGAUACCGAAGAGUGCUCCUCUAACUUACACGCAGCUACCAUUCUAUCUACAUGGUUUGAGCGAUACCCAGGACAUCAAAGAAAUGAUCGGUCAGAUUCGAGAACUAAGUCGGAGAUUUGAAUUUCGAGGACUGCCCAAUUAUCCUUCUGGUAUUCCCUUCCUGUUCUGGGAACAGUACAUGAAUCUUCGACCCUGUCUACUGAAGGCAGUUGGAUGUGCUUUGGUGGCCGCUUUUUGCUUAGUCGCUCUUCUACUGCUAUCUGUUUGGGCAUCCAUUCUAAUCAUAUUCAGCAUAGUUACUAUGCUGAUUCAACUAUUGGGAGUUAUGAUUUUGCUAGGCAUCAAUUUGUCUGCCAUUCCGGCAGUGAUACUAAUAGCAAGCAUCGGGUUUGGAGUUUGCUUCACCGUACAUGUGUCAUUGGGUUUCAUCACCGCGAUAGGUAAUCGAGAAAGGAGAAUAAAGCUGGCCCUGGAACACGCGCUGGCACCCGCAGUUCACGCGGUAAUGACCUCCAUCCUGGCUGUCCUGAUGCUGUCCACUUCGUCUUUCGAGUUCGUCGUGCGACAUUUCUUCUGGCUAUUGCUCUCGGUCAUCGUGAUCGGAGCCGUCAAUGGGCUGUUCUUCUUCCCGAUUCUACUGAGUAUUGUAGGUCCUGGGGCAGAAAUCAUCCCGCUGCAGUAUGCCAACCGAAUUUCGACUCCGUCACCGCCUCCGAAGCGAAACAACAAAAUAUCGAAUAAACCUUACAUCUUGAACAACAAACGAUCCUCGUCAUCUUCAUCGAGGAACUGCUCGAAGUCGCAUCAUCAUCACAAACACAACAAUGUUAACCUGAACAAUGAGCCUUCGCUUACGACCAUCACCGAGGAGCCACAGUCCUGGAAAAGCUCCGCCUCGUCCAUCCCGUCGAUUCACGAGAAAAACAAUAUCAGUGUCAACUACGCCAAUCAGGCACCGGAGCUGCAGAGCAUAGUGCUCCAACCGGAGGUGACCGUCGAAACGCACCAUCACGGAGGUGAUCAUCAAAACACGAAGGUUACCGCCACCGCUAAUAUCAAGGUGGAACUGGUGACACCGGGCCGAGGGCCACCGCGAAUGGUUCGAACAAGCAGUUCUAGCAGCAGUAGUGGGAACAGUAGCAGUUAACUAAGUCUCCUUUAGUAUCGACGACGAUCGAAUAGUUUUAAGGGAACGUCCGAUCGUUCAUUACUACGAACGCAUGUAAAUAGGCUAAUUCCUUUACCCUUUAUUUCUUCGCAUUUAGUAUAACAGUAAAUAUUAUUUAUUUGAUUUUCUUCCUCCAAAAGAAGCAAGUAUUAUUCUUACCCAUACCAUAGCAGCGGAAGUGUUUUGAAAUUUUGUCUAUUUUUCGCCAAUACUCAACGAACAAAGAGAAAUAGUAGCGUGAAAGAGAGGUAGAUCGUGUAUUUUAGCCGGGGACCGGAAAAUGGUCCUACCCAACGUUGUAUAGCAACUUAAAAACUUGUUCCUGGUGUAAGAAUGUUUGUAAUAUUUGAACAAAUACAGCUGAAUAACUCUGACGAACUGAUUAAACUAUAGGAAUAAUACAGCAACUGUAGCCCGUAAGACUUAGUAUCUUCUGCAGUAUAAAACCAGGGAGCUGAGAUGGUAUAGUUUUUACGGAAUUUACUUUAAUCGUAGGUAGAGUCCCCUGUACAUUUUUAUUGCGGGUUUGAGAGACGAUGAUGCAUGCUUUAAGGCCAAAUAUUUUCAGUUUUAUAAACGAAAUUUUUAACGUAAACUUCUAUAACUUAUUGUGUAAAUAGUGAAACAGACAGACUUAACCGCAGUUGUUCCUCACAACUGUAAAGAAAAUGAUUCCAACAAAGAAGAAAAGUCUUAUUAUUUGUUCUCCAAGACGGUCGUACUUAACAGUGAUUGCGUUUGACAAUCGUGUGAACAAUAACCACAUGCACACACACAAACAUUUAUGUAUACCGAAAACAAACUAAAGACAGAAACCAAACUCAUUUCAAUCAUCAAACUUUCAAUGAAUCUGAAUAUUUGGCUUUUCUCUCGAAAUUAUUCGUAAACUAACAAAAAAAAAUUUCAAUUUCAUUGUUAAUAACAAGACUUGUACAUUUGAAAGCUUUGUUUGUUUAAGAAUGUUACCAAUUUUGUAAGCAUUUUAUUAGUUUCAAACAUCGAAAGAAAAAAAAACAAUGGAUACUAAAAACAAUAUAAACAACGUUUGAAAAAGAACCUCUCGUUGAGUAGGUGAAAAGGUAAAACACAAAACUAUUUUUAUGUUAUAAAUGUAAAAGUAAAUAAAUAUUACCCUAAAAAUCUAUUUAUUUAUUUUUAUACGGUAACACUUGAACGCAAGCCUAGCGUUUAUAAAUUAAAUUAUAAUACGUCGGUAUAAGCGAUACAAAAAGCGGUUUUGGAUUGAAACAAGUGGCAAUGGUAAAAAAAAUUGCAGAGGAAUCUACCUGAAGCGUAGUGUUACAAGCUACCGGAGAAAUGAUAUUCGCUGUAAUUAGUUACAACUGCUAGUACAGUGUCGUGGGAUCUGUAGGCACUUAACAGUCUCUGUUGCGACAUAUCAAUGAGUGGAACGAACAAUCUUAACGAGUCUAAUAGGUUAUAGUAUUAGAGUUUUUAUACAAUGUUUCGUGUUUCCAAAUAAAUCAAGAAAAUGCAGUGGAACGAAUAAAUUCAUGGUAUUACCUAUAACUGAAAAAUAA